This is a messenger RNA of Polyodon spathula (Mississippi paddlefish), 2479 nucleotides long. It is a transcript of the gene cyb561, whose product is annotated as transmembrane ascorbate-dependent reductase CYB561. The record is from RefSeq and is a predicted model, not a curated record. Gene Ontology annotation, cellular component: lysosomal membrane. The transcript is spliced from 6 exons. Gene Ontology annotation, molecular function: oxidoreductase activity. The coding region runs from base 452 to 1213 and encodes 253 amino acids. Lineage: Eukaryota; Metazoa; Chordata; Actinopteri; Acipenseriformes; Polyodontidae.
GCGUCAAGAUACAAACAAUAAACCAGUUAGACACACUAGCGCUUCACGUUGCCAUAGCGACCGAUAUAGGGCUGGGCCUGUUAUUCUUCGGUCAGGGAAAUCUGUGGUGCAAACAGCAGGCAGGGCUCCGGUAGUCCAACCCUUUGAGUUUAGCCAGGAGGUAUAGAUUACCGUCACUUGGAGACUGAAGGGGAGUGUCUGUUCGGUUUUCUCUUUCGUCUUUUAUAUUCUAGCAUUUUUUUGUUGUUGUUUUUAUAAAUCUCACAUGUUGCCGAAGCAGGUUUUUUUUUUUUUUUAAACUGAAAUAUCGCUCUGUUCUGGUAACAGGUAAAAAUACCAGAGUGCUGAGGACGCAGAGCUCCGAAGGGCCUAAACCCAGGACACGGUAACAGGUGGAUCCUACACCUUCACCAGCUCGGCUAGCGUAAUAGGCCAGCCCCUUCCACUAGCAAUGGCCGACAGUCCUAUAGACGAGCACCAGGCUGCCCACCUUCCCUGGUUUGUGGCUGUAGCCCAGGUCCUCGGUCUGACCUCGGUGGUCAUCACAGGAGUCUGGAUGGGUCACUAUCGGGGCGGCUAUGGCUGGGACGGGACCAGUCUCCAGUUCAACGUCCACCCCCUGUGCAUGGUCAUCGGAAUGGUGUUCCUGUAUGGAGACGCUAUCCUGGUGUACCGAGUUUUCAGGAAUGAGCCCAAACGCAUCACCAAGAUCCUCCACGGUGCCAUCCACCUGAUCUCCCUCAUCAUCUCCAUCGUAGGUUUGAUUGCCGUGUUCCAGUUCCAUGCAAAGUCCAAGAUCCCGGAUAUGUACUCGCUGCACAGCUGGUGUGGAAUGCUCACCUUUAUCAUAUUCAUUGUGCAGUGGGUGAUGGGUCUGACUUUCUUCCUGUUCCCUGGUGCGUCCGUCUCUCUCCGCAGCUGGUACCUCUCGCUGCACGUUUUUUUCGGGCUGGCGCUGUUUGCCCUCGCCAUAGGAACCUGCCUGCUGGGCAUCAAGGAAAAGCUGCUUUUCAGCAUCAUGUCCACCUAUUCAAAGUUUGAGCCUGAGGGGAUACUGGCCAACGUGUUGGGAUUGCUGCUGGUGGCGUUUGGUGUGGUGGUGGGAUACAUCCUGACACGGGAGGAGUGGAAACGGCUUCCCAACCCAGAAGAGCAGGCCCUAUCCAUGAACUUCAAGAACCUCACUGAGGGCGAGAGUCCCGACUCUCCCUAAAACGCCCUCCUUCCCUCCUGGGACCAGGGGAGCCAGCCUGUCCCUGCCAAAGCUUCACCAUCCUGUUGCAGAUAUUGCAGAGCACAGCCUCCUCCCCCUGCUGGCAAGCUGAGGGAUUGUCUGUGCAAUGGAAUGUUACAGAAGGUUGUACACAUCAAUAUUACCCAAACACAGUUUUAAUCAUGACCUUACAAACACACUACUUGCCUGUUUCAGAAUUGUCAAAUAUAUAGUUUCGCUUUUUUUUUGCUGGGCCAAAUAAUGUAAUUACCAUUUCCUUGAUUUUGGUUUUAAUGCUAGUUUUGUUGUACUGUACACAGGCCCACAUAGCUUUGUGUGAAAGUUACAAGGAACUGUUCAACUUUAAUGUUUUUCUUUGCUACAUGUACAUUUGGUCUAUAUUUUCUUUUAAAUUACCUGAUGGUUCAAGUAAUUCCUAGAAUUAAUAAGUGUUCAUCUAAAAGCCAAUUUGAGUGCAAUGGUGGGGGUGGUUGUUAUUAUUAUUAUUAUAAAGAUAUAACUGUACAUGAAGUUAUUUAUACUGCAUAUAUCAGUUAGUUUUUGGGGUUAUUUUAGUUCGCCAGAGCAGUAGAAUUUGGCCAGUAUGCAUUCAUUAUAUUUAAAUUAACUCAGUAGACAAAGUCUUAGGUUGUGUUCCUAUGAAAAUGAAUUGCAUUGAUUCUGUCCUGCAUAAAGUUAAAGAAAGUGAAUUAUUAUUUAUCUGAUUAGUAGCUGACCCCUAAACAUGAGAGAUUCCCAGUAGUGUCAAGGUGAGCAAAAAGCAUCCCUUGCCAUUUUAUUUUUGUUCUGCAUCCAACUUCCUCGUUCAGUUGGUUAAUAUUUAAAGUAAGGGAUUAUUUUAUACUGGGGCACGACUGGUAAGCGUUCCUGUAUAGCAUGAAAUCAAUUGCUUUAUCGAUCAGUCUUGAAAUCGGAUGAAAUUUGAAGUUAUGGCCUAGUUACCUGUCAAAUGCAGUACAGGCUUUUAAACCUUCUAUUAAACAUAGAUGUUUUUAACAAUAAAUAUCACGCAUGUCAGAUUGAGAAUUUGCUAUAUUUAGUGUCUUGUCUUUAAACGUGAUCUUUACUGUCUUGGCAAACCAAAAACAAAAUGUUGCUGCCAUAUAAAUACAGACUGCUGUGUAGUUAAUGAUACAAGUCUCAGUUGAUAUGUGGUUUUUUUAUUUGUUUAACUUUACAUGUUGUUUGUGUAAUAAAUGUCCUAUUUAAAUACUGGUUGUUAUCAUAAUAAAUGUAUGCUGCAUA